AAACGCUUUCUCUCUCUAGAGUCUCAAUCAUAUACUUGAAAAACAUUUCUCUCUCUUCUCUCUCUCUCCCUUCCUUUUAGUUUUCCUCUAUUAUCAGUUGAAGGAAAAACGAGCAGAGAGUUGUGGACACUAAUAUGGCGUUUCAGGACCACUUCUCUCAGGAAAUGGCUCUUCAACAACAGCAACAGCAGCAGCAGCAGCAAAACGCUGUCGUUUUGCACUCCAUGCUUCCGGCCGAUCACCACUCCUCCUCGCCCAAAUCUCCGCCCUCCACGUGGCUCAACACCUCCCUCCUCCGCCAGCACAGCCACCACUUCUCCGCCCCCGCAGACGCCUCCGCUGCUGCCGCCGCCGCCGGCACCAGCUUCCUCCACCUCCAGACCACCAACUCCGACUCCUCCACCUCCAACCACUGGCUCUCCCCCACCGGCGAGGGGCCGAAGAGCGACGCCGUUUCGGAGCCGAUGAAUAAUAGCAACAAUAACGCGAAUAAUAGUGAGGAGAGUAGCUGGGAGAGGGAGAAGUGCAAGGCGGACAUUCUGAACCACCCGCUGUACGAUCAACUGCUGUCGGCGCACGUGUCGUGCCUGAGAAUCGCCACGCCCGUCGACCAGCUGCCCAGGAUCGACGCCCAGCUCGACCAGUCCCAAAACGUCGUCGCUAAGUACUCCGUUCUCGGUCAAGGUCAACAGCCUCUCGACGACAAAGACCUUGAUCAAUUCAUGACACACUAUGUUUUGUUGCUCUCAUCAUUUAAAGAACAGCUGCAGCAACAUGUCCGAGUUCAUGCAAUGGAAGCAGUCAUGGCUUGUUGGGAACUUGAGCAGUCUCUACAGAGCUUAACAGGGGUGGCACCGGGUGAAGGUACAGGUGCAACGAUGUCUGAUGAUGAUGAUGAGCAGGCUGAUAGUGAUGCUAACUUUUUUGACGGAGGUCUGGAUGGAUCAGACACCAUGGGCUUCGGUCCUCUUGUGCCUACUGAAAGUGAGAGGUCUCUGAUGGAGCGUGUGAGACAAGAAUUGAAGCAUGAGCUCAAACAUGGUUACAAGGAAAAGAUCGUGGACAUCAGAGAGGAAAUUUUACGCAAGCGAAGAGCCGGAAAGCUGCCUGGUGAUACUACAUCUGUCUUGAAAGCAUGGUGGCAGUCACACUCAAAAUGGCCAUAUCCAACGGAGGAAGACAAAGCAAGAUUAGUACAGGAAACAGGCUUGCAACUAAAACAGAUAAACAAUUGGUUCAUCAACCAAAGGAAAAGAAACUGGCACAGCAAUCCUUCAUCAUCGACAUCCCAGAAAAGCAAACGCAAGAGCGGUAGUGCAGGAGAAAAGAUGAGCAGUGAGCACUUCAUCUGAGGAGCAGAAGUUGUAUAGUGGCAAUCCCAUCAUUAUUCCCAGCAUCACAGUACACACAUAGUUAGCACGUGAAACGAGAAUGGAGCUCUCUGGCGCACACAGAAGUUUUGGCCACUAGACUGCCGGUGUGGGAGACUUAUCAGAUCCACUUAGACUAGUUAGAAUAUGCUUUUGAAUAUAAUGUGGCUUACAUAUUUAAGCAGCAGUGCAUAUUUUGUUACUUGUUUUUUAUUUUUUUUGGCGAGGUUCAUCAAUGUUUAGCAUCUAUAUAUAAUGUCUAUACUUCGAUCUUACCAACGUAUCAAUGCUUUGUAAGUUUCACCUUUUAAAUUUUUGUGAAUAUAAGUGGCUGUUGAUUAUGGUUA
Messenger RNA from Ipomoea nil (Japanese morning glory), 1717 nucleotides. Its product is annotated as homeobox protein knotted-1-like LET12. NCBI's taxonomy places the organism in Eukaryota, Viridiplantae, Streptophyta, Magnoliopsida, Solanales, Convolvulaceae. Gene Ontology annotation, cellular component: nucleus. Gene Ontology annotation, molecular function: DNA binding. The transcript has 6 exons. Gene Ontology annotation, biological process: regulation of DNA-templated transcription. The record is from RefSeq and is a predicted model, not a curated record. Bases 135 to 1352 code for a protein of 405 amino acids.